AUUGCAUUGUAAGGUAAGCUCAUAAUUUCUGAGAUGUAAUCCCUUUACAUCCAGAGAUUGUCUUGAUCGCUAUAUAACCAUUUACCAUCUCUACAUCGCGAGUUCUCUCUACAUAUAGUUAAAGAUGGCACCACGUAAAGGAAAGCAGAAGGAAGAACAGCCCGUCGUGGCCUUAGGCCCGCAAGCUCUCGGAGGCGAAAACGUGUUUGGCGUAGCCCACAUCUACGCCAGUUUCAACGACACCUUCGUUCACGUCACCGAUCUCUCCGGCAGGGAAACCAUUGCUCGGGUGACGGGUGGCAUGAAGGUGAAGGCCGACCGUGAUGAGGCAUCUCCCUACGCGGCCAUGUUGGCUGCUCAGGACGUGGCCGAGAAAUGCAAGCAGGUCGGCAUCACUGCACUUCACAUCAAGCUGCGUGCCACAGGGGGAACACGGACAAAGACGCCUGGACCGGGAGCUCAGUCUGCUCUCCGGGCCUUGGCCCGUUCAGACAUGAAGAUUGGCCGCAUUGAGGAUGUGACGCCAAUCCCAUCAGACAGCACUCGGAGGAAAGGCGGUCGUCGGGGCAGGCGUCUGUAAAGGCACCAGAAUAAACCUUUCGUUUGGCAUCUGGCCUCACAGCAA
Molecule: messenger RNA, 625 nt
Organism: Ixodes scapularis (black-legged tick)
Lineage: Eukaryota; Metazoa; Arthropoda; Arachnida; Ixodida; Ixodidae
Product: 40S ribosomal protein S14
Exons: 5
Coding region: 125-580 (151 amino acids)
Biological process (GO): translation; maturation of SSU-rRNA from tricistronic rRNA transcript (SSU-rRNA, 5.8S rRNA, LSU-rRNA); ribosomal small subunit assembly
Cellular component (GO): cytosolic small ribosomal subunit; ribosome
Molecular function (GO): structural constituent of ribosome; small ribosomal subunit rRNA binding; mRNA 5'-UTR binding
Source: RefSeq, a predicted model, not a curated record